Messenger RNA from Schistocerca gregaria, 834 nucleotides. RefSeq lists its product as uncharacterized. Gene Ontology annotation, molecular function: nucleic acid binding. NCBI's taxonomy places the organism in Eukaryota, Metazoa, Arthropoda, Insecta, Orthoptera, Acrididae. The transcript is spliced from 2 exons. The record is from RefSeq and is a predicted model, not a curated record. Bases 1 to 834 code for a protein of 277 amino acids.
AUGGACAGAUCUAGCAAUCAUAUGUGGUGUGACUGCAAUGAUAGCCAUCUAACACCUUCAAUUCCACAAAAAUAUCAUCAUGGAGUCUUUGAUGUCAUUCACAACUUGUCUCACCCUGGCAUCAAACUCACAAUGAAACUUGUGACAAGCAAGCUGGUCUGGCAUGAGCUUAAAAAAGACUACUGCUUGUGGCAUGCUCCUGCAUCUUGCGCCAGGAAACCAAAGUUACAUGCAAUGAUUUGUGAUUUUCUUCUCCUGAUGGCACGUUUUGCAUACAUAUGGCAAAAGGCUGUACCAUUUGCAGAUAUCACAGCUGAACCCACUGCUAAGGCACUUGUGGGUGCCUGGCUUUCUUGCCAUGAUAUUCCUCUUGCAAUACCUAUGGUCAUCGGCCCUCAGUUUGAGGGUUCUCUGUUCAGUGAGCUACGUAAUGUUUGUGACAAUCAUAACACUCAUACCACAAGCUCUUUGAUUGCCAGUAAUGGCACAGUGGAGCUCAUGCCCCACUCCCUGAAAUCUAUUCUCAUGUGCCACAAAAAUGCUUGGAUUGAUUCGUUGCCAUGGGCUCUGUUCAGUCUAUGCAUGGCCAUAAAGUAUGAUUUGUCUUGCUUGGUGGCACAAUUGGUAUUUAGUGAACAGCCUUGGGAUCCUGGUGGCUUUAUCAUGCCAACACUCCAUACAGCUCAGUCGUCCUGUGACCACAUAAGUUUUCUACAAAAACAUGAGUUUCUCAUAAAAGAACUUCAGCCACAUAACCCACAAUACUGUGGACAAUGUUAUCCUUUCAUUGUCAAAGAUUUGGAAAUUGCAACACAUGUUUGUCUGUUACGAUGA